Molecule: messenger RNA, 3906 nt
Organism: Haemonchus placei
Lineage: Eukaryota; Metazoa; Nematoda; Chromadorea; Rhabditida; Trichostrongylidae
Source: the annotation of a GenBank genome assembly
AUGUCGAAUCGUCGUCUCGACUUGGCUGAUAUCAAAGCUCUGCUUUCAUCUGGUAACCGCAUAGUUCAAAGCCAGGGCUUCUCUAGUUUGAUAAUACACUUGAAACCGCCUUUCAAUAAUGCUAAGGAGCGGAUUCAUGUCUUGAAUAUGUUUUUCGAUUGCUUCACAAAUUAUGGGGAUAGCGUCUCGCAAUGGUGCUGUGAAGCGGUACCUUGUCUUAUUAAUUCAGGCCUUAUGACGUGGGAAGAUGUAAGUUCACAUUGCUUCGUUAAAUUGUGCAGUAAUGAAACUAGCGAGUCGUGCUGGGCAGUUCUUGUUCGAACCCUACUACACUCAUCCCCUUACUUGACUGGGAUCUUACCAACCCUGCAAGUUCUAAUAUGCAGUGGACUUUUGUCUCAUGCCGACGAAGUUCUCCUUCUUAAUUACGUUAUUUCUAAAGCCGAGUCUAAUGACAAAUUCCUCGAACAGUUUUUUGACCAUUUCAUAUGGAAGUAUCCCUGCCGUUUUCUAACCGGAACGGAUUUGAAGCCUUUUCUGGCUAAGGUCGAGGAUUGUUGGGCAGUGGUGGCAUCCUCCAAUGAGCUACUUGCUGAAACUGAAGUAUGCGGAUCCGUGAAGACAUUUUCAUAUCUAGAAAAUGUUUCGAACGAUCGCAACAUUGUUGAUUUUAUGAAUAUGUGGCUUUCGCUGCUCGUAAAUAUGGAUAUCACGGAAAAUUCUAUCACUUUUGCCGCUGCUUUGCUCCCCCGUUGUGGAGUCAAGAUGAUGGGCAAGUGCUUCAAGCUCAUUCAGGAGAUGACUGAACGCUGUCCCGAAGCAGUCAACACUGUCCUCAUGCUGUACAGCAUGUUGUAUGCGAAAUCGUAUUUCGAAAUCGACAGACGUUCCAUCCUCAAAGCUGUUAACGGUCUUUUCAUCAACAGGUUUGCUGUUACGCCAGUCGUCAACUUUCUGUCUAUUGUGUGUCGACAGCCUGGUGAGGAACGCAGUAUUGCAUAUGAUCUGCUUUGUGCUCUAGUUUCGAAAUUUCCCACUGCCUUCGACGCUGUGAAACCAUUGUCGCUUCCCGUUGAGUCGGAUAGUCUUGAUCUGCUUGAAUGCAAACUCCGGCUCAUGGCUGCGCUUUGUAUUUCAACUGAUCGAUCCGAUGAGCUUCUUCCAUCUCUCUCUCUUUUGCUGAAGAAGGAAGCUGCGGUCGUCAGGGCGGCUAUUAUUGUGGUCCUUGCUCUUUGCAAGGAAGAGAUCCUUGACGUGGGUACUAUUCGAAAGCAGUUGGGCGUUCGAGUUCGACAGACAGAAUUUGAAGCCGCUCUUGCUGGUUACUGUGAUAUUCUCGCCACGGGUGCGACUGCCUCUGGACAAGAUGAGACUUUUGCACAAGAAUGCGUGGUGGAGUUGUGGGAAAUCACUCAGCUUCGUAAAAAUUCUUCUGAUACUGAGGAAGCUCGAAGAGCUGCUUGGAUCGCAUUGGGGUCUUUCGAUGUUGCACUCAUUAAAAAUGUAAUCGAUGUGUCUGGAAGCAUUCUGGUUGACAUAUUCAAAGGGCUGAGUAAGAAAGAAAGAGAAGGGUUCGCGAUCUUCUUACAAAAACUGAUAUGCGCCGAGGUCGAGUCUCUGUCCCGUACUCUUUAUACUGGCCUACGCAUUCGCAAGAGUACUCUGGCAAAUAUUGUGUAUACACUUUAUAAUGCUUUUGGAAAGACCAAUCAAGAGGCGCCUUGGUUCUGGCUAGCUACGUUACCUCUUUUUUCUGUGAUCGUAGGUGAAUGUGGUGAGGGAGCAAAAGCAUUGCAGGCAACAAAGCUAAUGCGUCGACUUUUAAGAGAGGUACCUGCGGAGGACAGCAAUCUCGUUAACCUGUUCGCAGGGUGGAGAAUAUGCGUUGCAACUUUGCUCAGUAUCCAUGCAGAAUCUGGUGAUCUUGUGAGAAGCCGGGAUUCUAUUGUUGAAGAGUGUAGACGGUCAUUGAAGGCGAGCGAGUUGGCAGUAAAUAAUGUUGUUGUCGUGCUGGCCAUAUUGACAGGAGAGCUGACAAGAAUCAUGUAUCAGUUACCUACUGCCGAAGCAAUUAAUGCGUUUGAAACCUCAAUGAGACCAUGGGUAAUUUCCGUUCUAGAGUUCAUUUUUCCUAUUGUGUUUGAUGACUACAAACCAACAACUCCGCCAAUAGCAGAAGUUACUGUGCAGAAGCGUUGCGUAAAAACUGCUUUAGCUCGUUCAGCCGCGUGGAUGAUUUGUUCAAAAGCCUCUGCAGAAGUCAGAAGUUUUUUCGAUGAUGAUUUAUUUGCUCGUGUUGUGGACUGGCGAAUAGUUUCGAAGGCGGACCCAGAAGGAAAGUUGUGUGAUCUCUUGGCAGGCGAAGAGAUGGAUCUGUCUUGCACCAUUCAAAGGUCAGAACUGUGGCUAUUCGCAGCGGCCUUAGGAGCGGAUGAACUUGUCACCAACAGUCUGAGUCGGUCGCUCUCUUGUCCUGUAGACCCGGAAGAUAUCUUUGAAAAUUCUGUAGUCGAGAAUAGAACUGUGGACGAACUUUCUGAUUUUUUUGCAAAAAUCUCCAACUUGCCCCUACGCGUCUUUCAAAAGUAUGAGAGACGACUGAAGAAUCGCUUCGAUCAGAUCUGUAGGAAUGCUGGGGAGGAAAUGAAGAAGAAGUUUUAUGAAGUUCUACAACCAGGAUUGAAGGGAGAAGCGCUAGGAUAUGUUGCAGCUUACUGUGCAACAUGUGCACUAAACCUCGUCAAACUUAUGAAAAUUGCCGUUCUUCCGGAGAAGGAUGCAUAUUUGUAUAACUGUUCUGGCGUAUGGGUUUGUAAUAACAACUUGCAAGGCGUGGCAGCUGGUGAGAAGUCUCAGUGCGGAAGAGAAUGUCAGCAUGAACUGCUUCCUACCUUGCUUGGUCAUAUACGUAGCGAUGGUCGUCGUCUUCCACCGCUAGAUCUCCAGUUCAUGCUAACUUUGAUUGACUAUUGGAACAACGAGCAAGCUCGUCUAAAUCUGCUUCUGCUUGCCAUGGAGCAAAAAGAUGCGCAGAUAUUGUACGAACUCACUUCUCCGCAGUUGCUUAACACUUCUGCUACAUUCACUCCUUACUGGACAACAAUCUCGCAAAAUCUAUCUGCCCUUACAGUUCUACCUGCAUUCCGGGCUAAAGCAGUGUUGAAUGGUUUAUUGCGUUUCGCAUUACAAAAUGAUGAUGAGGGGGACGGAAUUCUUUCCCGUAUCAAAGAUAUCAAAAGAAGUCAGGUGGUUUUCGACUGCUUACUUGCCCAUGUUCCUACUUUCGACACUUCGGCUGAUCUUAUGCACAAAACACUCAACUCGGGUGUAGUCGAUCAGCGAUUCCAUGGUCGAGUUUCGAAGAAUUUCGAUUUUUGGAUGGAAUGCAGUGGGCUGGCCGAAGGAAAGAUAUCUAGCCUGGUGGACAGAUUCGCGGAAGAAGCUCCAAAGUCGAAUGUGAUGCUGUCGAUUUUCGGGUACUGCUCUAUAUUUAUUUCACUGCAGAGCCGUCUUGAUAAGCUUGUUGAUUUACUAAGUGUCGGCAAAAUGCUGCUGAGUUGUCAAAGGCCAGCGAAGAAUGUUGAGGCUGUUUUGAAAUUCCUCCUAGCUUUAAUAUGCUCUACGUGCUCAGAUAUACCACUACAUUGGCUUUCCCAAGACGUAGAUGUCUUAAUAUUUGCUCGGUGGCGAUACUAUUGGAAACGUAUUGUUAAGAUCCCUCAGUUUUGUGAGCAUUUCGAUAUUAUUGUUGCCUUCCUUAUUCCGUGCCUUCUAAUGGACGAUCUAGCUCCACCUGCGCAUAAUGCAGUGAAAGGCAUGCUUCUAUAUAUUUUGGCAUCACAACCGGAAAUUGUUCGUCGACAUCUCGAGGAUAAACAUGAUGUCUGGGAGAAAUUGGUAUUGUAA